UGUCUCUUACAAGUGGUUUGGUGAUGGCUACAUCCUGAUUGGUUUUAAUCAAGGCUAUUUUGUUGUCAUCUCAACACACAUGAAAGAAAUAGGACAGGAGCUUUUCCAGGCCCGAAAUCACAAGAAUCAUCUGAACAGCAUAGCAGUAUCACCAUCUCUGGGCAAAGCAGCAUCUUGUGGUGACAACUGCAUCAAAAUUCAUGACCUUUCUGACCUUAAAGAGAUGUAUGCCAUCAUUGUAUUGGAGGAUGAACGCAAGCUGGAUCGAAUUCAGUGGUCAGAUGAUGGGCAGCUUUUGGCUGUUUCCACUCCUCAGGGUGCUUUACAUGUCUACCUGGCACAGCUGCCCAUGCUAGCCUCUGUCUCACAAACACGUAUUGCCCAUCUAACAUCCUUGCUGGAGGUCACAGUUGAGGAUGGUGUGGCUGGGGAAGGACCUGUAACAGUUGCCAUUGAGGUGGAGCCAGCAUUUUUAGGUGUUGGCCCCUAUCACCUAGCUGUUGGCAUGAACAACAGAGCAUGGUUUUACUUUCUGGGGAGUGGAAGUCCAGAAAGACUUAAGGAAAACAGAGAGUAUCUGGGCACAGUUCAAUUUAUAAGUCUGAAUGCAGACUAUGCAGCUGUCAGCUUUGACAACAAAGUCCUGUUACAUAUGAUUGAAGGUGAGGGGACAGUGAGAGAAGAUCGGGAAUCACAACUGUUUCCAGAUCCUGAACAGCACAGUGUGAAGAUAACCUGCCAUUUCCUGACUCCAGAGUUUCUUAUUUUUGGAACUCAACAUGGUAGCAUCCACUUUUUCUUCAUCGAGGAUUGGCAGUAUGUCACAGAACAUCGCCACAUGGUUGGCAUUCGCAGAAUUUUUCCAGAUCCGAGUGGAACCAGGCUCAUUUUCAUUGAUGAUAAGAGUGAUGGCUAUGUCCUGAACCCAAUGAUGGAUACAAGAGUUCCCAUCCAAAACUUUUCUGCUACAGUCGAAGGCAUUCUCUGGGAACAUUGGCAUCUAGAUAAGGGAGUAUUCAUCGCCUAUGACAAGGAUAAGAUCUCCACCUACCUGUACUGUGAAGAGACUAUAAGUGGUGCUCAGGUAAUCUUGGUUGGCCACUGGAAACUUCCUUAUGGACAGGUCCCAGUGCUGCUCUACAAUGGAGAGGUUACUCUGCAGACACAGAGUGGAAAGCUUGCUACCCAGCUUCUUGACACACACACAUAUGUUUUUAAUGAGAAUGUGCAAGAGUUACCACCAAAUAUGAUACGGCUUGCAGCAGAACAAUGCAUUAAGCUGAGAAGGUUUCAAGAUGCCUGGAUUUACAGCCUUCAGUUGAACAACCCAAGCAUGUGGCAGAUGUUAGGAAAGUCUGCUCUCUGUGAUUUGGAUCUGGACUUUGCUCUCAGAGUGUAUCGUCAAAUUGGAGAUGUUGGGAUGGUCAGUUCUCUUCGUAAGAUCAGAAACAUUGAAAACCGUAACCUGCUGGCUGGAUAUGUUGCCAUGUUUCUUGGAGAGUUCAACCAUGCCCAGGACUUGUUUCUGAGCUCCAGCAAUCCAUCUGCUGCCCUGGAGAUGCGGAGAGACCUUCUGCACUGGGACAGUGCACUACAGCUUGCAAAAGCUUUGUCUCCAGAGCAGAUUCCAUACAUCUCACGUGAAUAUGCACAACAGCUGGAGUUCACAGGAGACUAUAAUAAUGCAAUGUCUCACUAUGAAAAGGGGAUGACAAACAGUGAUAAGGAAAAAGACCAUGAUGAUGUGUGUGCAGCAGGUAUUGCAAGGGUAUCCAUCAGGCUUGGAGACAUUCGCAAAGGUGUGUCACUGGCCAUGAAAAUGCCAAGUAGAAUCCUAAAAAAGGAAUGUGCUGCUAUUUUGGAAAGCAUGAAGCAAUGGACAGAGGCAGCUGUGCUGUAUGAACAAGGCCAAUAUUAUGACAAGGCAGCAUUUGUCUACAUUCGAGGAAAAAAUUGGAGUAAAGUUGGGGAGCUACAGUCCAAAAUCACUUCUCUGAAAAUCCAUGCCCAGUAUGCCAAAGCAAAGGAGGCUGAUGGGCGCUAUAAGGAAGCUGCAGAGGCAUACAAAAUGGCCAAAGAGUGGGACAAUGUUAUUCGUAUUAACCUGGAGUACCUACAAAAUCCAGAGGAGGCUGUACACAUUGUUCAAGAAACCCAGUCUGUUGAAGGUGCCAAGAUGGUAGCCAAAUUUUUCCAGCAUCUAAAUGACUAUGCAUCAGCCAUACAGUUCCUGGUAAUGUCUCACUGCAAUGAUGAGGCCUUCCAGCUUGCUCAGGCUCAUGGCCAGAUGGAGAUUUAUGCAGACAUCAUUGGGUCAGAUGCAACUUCAGAAGACUACCAAAGCAUUGCCAUGCACUUUGAGAAUGACAAAAACCAUUUCCUGGCUGGUAAAUUCUUCCUGCUGUCUGGGCAGUACUCCAGAGCUAUGAAGCAUUUUCUGCGAUGUAACUCUGAAGAUGGACAAGCCAUAGAGCUAGCUAUAGAGACUGUGGGUCGUGCAAAUGAUGAUAAACUCACAGAGCAGCUAAUAGAGUUCCUUAUGGGAGACAUUGAUGGCACUCCAAAGGAUGCCAAGUACCUGUUCCGUUUGUACAUGGCACUGAAAAAAUACCAAGAAGCUGCCCGAACAGCCAUCAUCAUUGCUCGAGAGGAACAAAAUGCAGGAAAUUACCGCAACGCCCACGAUGUGCUAUUUAGCAUGUAUCAGGAGCUAAAGACAAAUCACAUCAAGAUCCCUAGUGAGAUGGUUACCAACCUGAUGAUCCUUCACAGCUAUAUCCUUGUUAAGAUCCAUGUAAAGAGAGGGGACCAUCUAAAGGGAGCCAGAAUGCUUAUUCGUGUAGCAAACAACAUCAGUAAAUUUCCAUCACACAUUGUUCCUAUCUUGACCUCAACAGUGAUUGAAUGUCAUCGAGCAUUGCUAAAGAACUCAUCAUUCAGUUAUGCAGCAAUGCUUAUGCGUCCAGAGUACCGUAACAGCAUUGACUUGAAAUAUAAAAAAAAGAUUGAGAUGAUUGUUCGCAAGCCAGACAAAACCGAAGAAGAUGAACCGCUGACUCCUUGCCCAGUGUGUGGAUUUCUGCUUCCAGAAACAGAACUUGCUUGUCCUGAUUGCAAGAAUCAACUCCCUUACUGUGUUGUCACUGGCAGACAUAUCUUGCGGGAGGACUUUACUGCUUGCCCCAGUUGUGACUUUCCAGCCAUUUUCUCAGAGUUCAUCAGGCUUCUUGAAACAGAAGAGAACUGCCCUAUGUGUAAUGAGAAAGUUCUGCAGGAGAAUCUUCAGAAGCUUUCAGACCCACACAAAUAUAUUUUCCAAGAUGAACAGUCCACUUAGUGAUGCAUCACCAAGUGCUGUUUUAAAACCUUAAACUGUAGCAUAUUCAGGUUAUCAUCAGGUUGGUGAUUGUAGCUUUGUGCUUUUAAACAUUCACAUUCAAAAUAUUAGCCCGCCCACUUGCAGCCUGUUUUCACAGUAAAGGGUACUGUAUUGCAGAUGUAAUAGAAAUUUUUUCUUAAAUCCUGGAAAAGUGUUUGGAAAGAGUUUUGUCAUGUUAAUUUGUUUUGUUCAUUUAUAGGUUAUUUUGAUACCAGUUAAUAGCUGUUCAAGGUAUUUUGAUAUUGUAAAACCAUUCCACUAAACAUUUUAGCUGUUUGAUAAUGCAUGUAAAAUAUAUAUAUUGCUUUCACCAUCACAUCAAGUUUAUAGUGUUGUAUCCUGGUGUGAUAUGGCAUAUUUGUAAAGCUUAACAAUCAGAGCAGUAGAAUAUGGUGCAAGCAUGGUGGGGAAGAAUGUGUGGCAGUCUGUCAGAUUAUAAUUCCAUCCACCCACCCCAGUCUUCAGCAUUUCAAUUCACACAGUACAAACUUACUAGGAAAUGAGAUUUGUGACCAAGAUCUUUACAAUGUAUAUACAUAGCAAGAAUAAGUCAGGGGAUUCAAGUGGCUUGUAAUUAAUGUAAUUUAACAAGUUUACACAGAAACUCCUGGCAUCUUUCUUUUUUCAUUGUCAUUGUAAAUGGUUUGCAAAAUGUAGAUGCAUGAAUGCAUACAAAAUUUAGACAUAUUAGACCUUAGACAUAUCAGACAUAGACAUAAACUUUAGACAAACGUUGAAAAAAACGGAGAUGGCCUUUGGAAGAGCAUACGAUGGACGAGAUGGCACAACUCCUCUCUCCCCACCAAUCCUAAAAGUGUUGAUCAGUUUUGUAAAGCGUGAUGAACCUGGCUUACUCAUUGGGAAACACCUGCUGCAAGAAAGCCCAGCCAAAGGGUUAAAUGAUAAUGAAACUGCUGACUGUAAUGAUGAGAUGUAAAUAAACAAGAUUACAAAGGA
This is a messenger RNA of Pomacea canaliculata, 4336 nucleotides long. Its product is annotated as WD repeat-containing protein 19-like. Gene Ontology annotation, molecular function: protein binding. The record is from RefSeq and is a predicted model, not a curated record. Gene Ontology annotation, biological process: intraciliary retrograde transport; cilium assembly. Lineage: Eukaryota; Metazoa; Mollusca; Gastropoda; Architaenioglossa; Ampullariidae. Gene Ontology annotation, cellular component: cilium; intraciliary transport particle A.